Saccostrea echinata is the source of this 1078-nucleotide messenger RNA. Its product is annotated as beta-1,3-galactosyltransferase 5-like. The transcript has a single exon. The record is from RefSeq and is a predicted model, not a curated record. Gene Ontology annotation, cellular component: membrane. Lineage: Eukaryota; Metazoa; Mollusca; Bivalvia; Ostreida; Ostreidae. Gene Ontology annotation, molecular function: hexosyltransferase activity. The coding region runs from base 25 to 1005 and encodes 326 amino acids.
GUGGUGGAUUAUGCGACAGAAGACAUGUUUAAGAGACAUCGUAAAUUUGGUUUAUUUUUAGUGACGACAAACACUUUUAUUUUCUUCACAUUACUUCUAUAUUCUGCGUUCUACUCUCGGCGGCCAAAUUUGAUAGAAACUCUCUCCAACUCAGUUAUAAACGCACGGGAUAUGACAGGUAUCAAAUUUUUUUCAUCUUACUUAGAAAAGAGGCAAGUUAUUCCAGACAAGUGUGAAGAAGAAGUAGAAUUACUCAUAUUGAUUCCGAGUUCAGCUUGGAAUUUUGAGCAAAGAGAUGCUGUUAGGACAACGUGGGGAAAUAUAAACAGUACUGAUGCCAAGAUGAAGCUGGUGUUUCUGACGGGAAGGACUCUUAAUGACACAAUUAAAAGAAAGCUGGAUAAAGAAGGAAGACUUCAUAAAGAUUUGGUGCAAGAAAACUUCCAGGAAACUUAUGACAAUUUAACCAACAAGUCCGUGGCAUUGCUUAAAUGGGCAAACUUAAAUUGUCCAGCUGCUAAAUACGUCUUAAAAACAGAUGACGACAUGUUCAUAAAUAUUCAAAAUUUAGUCAAUUUGUUACGAAGAACGAAACCGAAAAACUCCAUACUGGGAGUCAAGAAUUCGUAUUCUGUGCCAUUCCGAGACCCAGGGUCAAAGUGGUACGUCUCCAAGAAACAAUAUCCAAAAGACAAGUAUCCGUCUUAUAUUAGUGGCACCGCAUACAUUAUCACAGGUGAUAUCAUGUCAGCAUUAUUUAACACGACAAAGUACCUGCCAUCAUUAUUUAUAGAGGAUGUUUAUAUAACGGGGAUUUGUAGAGAAGCAGUCGGUGCUAAAGCUGUUCACGUCUCCGGGUUUGAUUCAGGUAGGAGUAGCGGGAAAAUAAAUGGAGCAAACUUUCAGGAUAGGAUAACUGGGCAUCAUUUUUCUCCAAACGAUAUUAAACUGAUGUGGAAUGAACUUAUGAAAGCUACGCCUAGAUCAUCCAAAAAUGAUCAAUAAACUUUAUGGACUUUCAGAGGAGGAAAAUAUGAUAAAAUGCGCGUUUUUAUUUGAACUUUAAAUUUUUUAUUUG